CCCCAGAUGCCUGGCUGAGACCCAGCAGUGGUCCCAGCUGCCUGUGCCUCCCCCUGGCCCCCAAGGUUGGCGCCACCGUGGACGACUCUUUGGGCACCAGGCAGCUAACGGACACAGCCGCCAGCCCGAGCAGCAUGGGCAGCGCCAGCCCAGGCCUGAGCCCCGGGCCGCCCGGCCGCCUCCUGCUGCCCCCAGACAGCGCGCUGCGGACAGGCCUGGAGAAGGCGGCCGCGGGGGGCACGGGGCCCGAGCGGCGGGACUGGAGCCCCAGCCCGCCUGCCACCCCCGAGCAGGGCCUACCCACCUUCUACCUCUCCUACUUUGACAUGCUGUACCCCGAGGAUAGCAGCUGGGCGGCCAAGGGCCCCGGGGCCAGUGCGCGGGAGGAGCCGCCCGACGAGCCGGAGCAAUGCCCGGUCAUUGACAGCCAAGCCCCGGGGGGCAGCCUGGACCUGGCCCCGGGCGGGCUGACCCUGGAGGAGCAUUCGCUGGAGCAGGUGCAGUCCAUGGUGGUGGGCGAGGUGCUCAAGGACAUCGAGACGGCCUGCAAGCUGCUCAACAUCACGGCAGACCCCGUGGACUGGAGCCCCGGCAACGUGCAGAAGUGGCUCCUGUGGACGGAACACCAGUACCGAUUGCCCCCCGUGGGCAAGGCCUUCCAGGAGCUGGGGGGCAAGGAGCUGUGUGCCAUGUCGGAGGAGCAGUUCCGCCAGCGUUCGCCCCUUGGCGGGGACGUGCUGCACGCCCAUCUGGACAUCUGGAAAUCAGGUCGGUGGAGCACCCCCCCGCCCCACCCCCAGGCUCCAAGCCCAGGCCGUCAGGGGAGAAGAAGCAGCUCUGCUGAUCUGCUGGUCUUGGUCUCUCUCCCUCCUGCUCUGCUGGCUUUCCCUGGGCCCCCCACUGCCCCAGGCAUCUUCAAAAUCGAGGACUCCGCGCAGGUGGCCCGGCUGUGGGGCAUCCGCAAGAACCGCCCUGCCAUGAAUUACGACAAGCUGAGCCGCUCCAUCCGCCAGUAUUACAAGAAGGGCAUCAUCCGCAAGCCCGACAUCUCCCAGCGUCUGGUCUACCAGUUCGUGCACCCCAUCUGAGCACGGCUGCCGGGUCCCGGGCCUGAAAGGUGCCCUCGCCAGACCUCCCUCCUGCCUGCCCUGCCUCGGCCAGACCCAGAGCUGGGAAAGAGGGCAGUCUGCUGGCAUCCAGAGUUCAAGGUCAGGGAGGGGAUGGCCCGCCACUCCCAGAGAUGUCAGUGAGCUCUCUGGGAAGAGAGUCCCAGGGUUGGGGGGUGCUUCCCCCUCAGGCCUGACUGCUCCACGGCCAGCCCAUCGGAGGACAGAGGGAGGCAGGGCUGUCCCCCCGCUCCAUUGCAGCCUCUGACCCCAGGCGCUCCGGAGCAGAGCCAACGGAACGGCAGUGACUUGGCCAAGCCACUUGCCCUCCAGUGCCCUCAGCUGCCCGGCCAGCACUGCGCCUGGCAUGGUGCCAGGAGACAUCUGGACCCCUGAGCUGGGAAGCCAGGGGUGCCCUGGGGACGGAUAAUAAAGAUCCUAAGGAACUGA
Odocoileus virginianus texanus is the source of this 1556-nucleotide messenger RNA. NCBI's taxonomy places the organism in Eukaryota, Metazoa, Chordata, Mammalia, Artiodactyla, Cervidae. The record is from RefSeq and is a predicted model, not a curated record.